Molecule: messenger RNA, 1481 nt
Organism: Suhomyces tanzawaensis NRRL Y-17324
Lineage: Eukaryota; Fungi; Ascomycota; Pichiomycetes; Serinales; Debaryomycetaceae
Product: NADHX epimerase
Exons: 1
Coding region: 322-1098 (258 amino acids)
Cellular component (GO): mitochondrion
Molecular function (GO): NAD(P)HX epimerase activity
Source: RefSeq, a predicted model, not a curated record
AUUAAUUCUUUAGUCGUCACCUAUUUUGUGGCUCAUUACCAACAAUUGGCUUACGCAAUUGAACAAUAUUAGCUUGAGAGAAGUAGACGAGAUGCAAAAUCUGGAAACUUUUUCAGCAAGAUCAGAGGUAGACGCAAUGAAUGUACACACCCUUGUUUAGCAGUGAAUCACAUCAUUACUUAUCGGAAGGUAUACCACUAAUUAGUAAAGACUUCCUGAGUCUCCAAGUACAUCACGUGAGUAUCCACGUGACAGUAUCAGCAAUCAUCCGAUUCAACUUCUCCGAAGCUCCACGGACCCAAACGCAUUAAUCCCGCCCUAAUGUCGUUCAAGACCCUUUCAGCAGCCGCAGCAAUCCAAUUGGACAAGGAAUUGAUGUCCACUGGUGCCUACUCCAUCGACCAGCUCAUGGAAUUGGCAGGAUUGGCAGUGGCCCAUGCCAUCUACAAGCAAUACCCUCCAUCCACCACGCCAAAUCAGGCCAGCAAGACGUUGGUGCAAGACUUCACUCCAUCAAAGUUGGCAAACCGUGUGGUGGUCUUGGUGGGUCCCGGAAACAACGGAGGUGAUGGUCUAGUUGCAGCCAGACACCUCCAACUAUGGGGAGGCUAUUCUCCCGUGUUGUACUACCCCAAGAAGUCCAAGUCAAACCAACUCUACUCCAGUCUCCUCAAGCAGCUCCAAGACUUGGAGGUUCCUGAAAUCUCAUCGUUGGAAGAGGUUUUGGCAGUGAUAGACUCGCCCCAAACUUCCCUUAUCAUCGACUCGUUGUUCGGGUUUUCGUUCAAACCACCCAUCAGAGACCCCUUCCAGGACUUGAUCAAGCACUUGGCGCAUAGCCAUGGCAAAAUUGCCCCCAUUGUGUCCAUUGACAUCCCGUCUGGCUGGGACGUGGAAAACGGACCUGUCGAUUUGGAUAUCAAUCCUGCCAUGCUAGUGAGCUUAACUGCACCCAAGCCAUGUGCAGCUCAUUUCCACAACGAAAAUCGGGUCCACUACUUGGGAGGACGCUUCAUUAACAAGCAGAUCGCUGUUAAGUACGGAUUGGAAGAGAUAAUCGCCAGAUACAAGGGCGAUGACCAAGUGGUGAAGCUUUGAGGGAUUGUUAAUGUCUAGGAAGGCUUCGUUUUUGUUGUAAUGGAUGCCAUAUUUUGCUUCCCAAACGAGGAGUGGUGUAAUAUUACUUCCUUGUAAAGACCUUCUUCAUCAUUGAGCCCAAGAGAGGUGACUCCUUGAAUGGAUGGCAUGAAGAUACUUUAGAGGAAGACUAUAAAUCUAUCAAUCGUGCCUCUUCUACAUUGACUAGUAAUGAUCUAUAAUACAUGACUUAUGAACUAAACAACUGUGGAUAUCACGCCCUCGGAGCGUGGUGAUAUGCUGGCAUCUAAAUUAAAUACCUGGCCCGGUCUCCGAAUCUAUUUUGUCUUUCUGGAGUGGAGGGAAGUGCCUUGCUCUUAUUGGCUUUGCCAGAGAUAUUAGGA